AUGCUGCUGACUCGCUCCUCCACCCUCUCGGGACACAUUAAGCUCUGGUUCCUGACCUUAGCUGUGCUUGUGGUCCUGGCUCAGACUUCCCCAGAAGGAUGGUUCAGAACGUGCUUUUACGGCAUGGGAAAAUGCAGGCACGUAUGCAGGGCCAAUGAGAAGAAGAAAGAGAGGUGUGGAGAGAACUCUUUUUGCUGUCUCGGAGAAACAAAGUCAAAACUGUCCAACAUCCCAACGAACAAAGGACGGAAAAAGGAUGUGCGCUCUUUGCCUCCUAAUGGUGGAGGUCUCAACUACUGUGCCAAGAUCAUACCUGCCUGA
Rattus norvegicus (Norway rat) is the source of this 321-nucleotide messenger RNA. Lineage: Eukaryota; Metazoa; Chordata; Mammalia; Rodentia; Muridae. The record is from RefSeq and is a predicted model, not a curated record.